AUGGUCGAGGCGAUGGACGAGGCGCCGACCCCCCCGCCCUCUGUGGUGCGCGCCCCCAAGGUGACCCCCGAGGCGACUGCACGCAAAGUGCGCGAGGCCGAGCGCCGGCGGUACGCUGGUGCGACGGUGCAUGCGCUCGGGCUGCUCCCCCCCGCGACGGCGCACGCCGACACGCCCGUGUCGGCCGCGCUCGCCUCUGCGCGUGCGCACGGCGGCCAGUGUGUGCUGGUGGUGGACGAAAAUGUGCCGAAAGGCUACGUGGAUAUGAUUGACCUCGUUAUGGAGGACACGCAAGGGCGGAGUGACGCGCCGGUCAGCAGUCUGCAGCGCCCCUUUGCCGGGACGCGCGACGCGCCUGCGACGCCCGAGACAUUCCGUGUGCUUACAAGAGAGAGUGAGCUUGCGGAGCUCGCGUCGUUCCUCGAGGACUACCCCUUUGCGAUGAUCACCGACGCGGACCGCACGUAUAUUGAGAGCAUCGCGACGUCGGCGGACGUGGACAAGUUUAUGGCCAAGACCGGUGCGCCCACGGCGCUCGAUCCCCGCGCCACCGAGGAGGCGCGCAAGGACCGCUCGCUGGCCGACAUGCUGCGCAUGCUCGACCAGUUCUCGCCCCUGAUUCCCGACGAAGUCACCGACUUUUACCUCGAGCGCGCUGGCUUCCAGAGUGACGACGUGCGCCUCAAACGCCUGCUUGCCCUGGCUACCGAAAAAUUUGUCGCCGACAUUGCCGCCGACGCCUUCCAAUACGCGCGCAUCCGGACAAAUGCCGGCCCCAGCCGUGCGCGCCCUGGCCAAGGCGCGGGACGUGACCGUACGCGCACCGUCCUCACGAUGGACGACCUCAGCGCCGCGCUCGGCGAGUAUGGGAUUGAUGCUCGCCGCGCCGACGGCUUCCGUUAG
Malassezia japonica is the source of this 903-nucleotide messenger RNA. RefSeq lists its product as uncharacterized. Gene Ontology annotation, biological process: transcription initiation at RNA polymerase II promoter. The coding region runs from base 1 to 903 and encodes 300 amino acids. The record is from RefSeq and is a predicted model, not a curated record. Gene Ontology annotation, molecular function: RNA polymerase II general transcription initiation factor activity; promoter-specific chromatin binding. Lineage: Eukaryota; Fungi; Basidiomycota; Malasseziomycetes; Malasseziales; Malasseziaceae. The transcript has 4 exons. Gene Ontology annotation, cellular component: nucleus; transcription factor TFIID complex; SAGA complex.